AUGUCAGGCACAUUCGCUAUGCCUCACCAGCUGACAGGCGGUGCAGGCUACAAAGCCAACUCCACCUCUGACGAAUGGCUCCGCAAACACAGUGGUUUCUACCGCAAGCACAGCGCCGCCUCAAGCGCCCAAGAAGGCGACCGUCGCGCUUCCCAAGCCAGCACCGACCUCAACGCUCAAGCCGCAGAGGCCGUACGAAACGUUGAGGCUGAGCGCAGAGGUUCAGCGACUCUUCACACGGCAGCCGGCGGCGCAGCCACCGCAAACAGCAGAAAGGGAAGCGUUGUUGUGGCGAGUGAUGCUGAUAGGAGAGACAGUCUUGUUGGCAUGGAGGCUACAGCUGGAACGCAGAUGGAUCCUGGCCGAAGAGGAAGUACAAGUCUCGCGAGUGAUUUAUUGAAGAAGAUGAAGGGUAACAAACAAUAG
This is a messenger RNA of Lithohypha guttulata, 426 nucleotides long. RefSeq lists its product as uncharacterized. The transcript has a single exon. Bases 1 to 426 code for a protein of 141 amino acids. NCBI's taxonomy places the organism in Eukaryota, Fungi, Ascomycota, Eurotiomycetes, Chaetothyriales, Trichomeriaceae. The record is from RefSeq and is a predicted model, not a curated record.